Owenia fusiformis is the source of this 1438-nucleotide messenger RNA. Lineage: Eukaryota; Metazoa; Annelida; Polychaeta; Sabellida; Oweniidae. The record is from the annotation of a GenBank genome assembly.
GUUUGUAGAUGGAGUGCUUGGAGCGUCACGCAACAAGGUGCUUGUUCAGUGACAUGCGGCACAGGAUCACGAACAGUUACACAAACUAGAACUAAGAUAUACUCGAUUUCGAAUUUUGGAAAUCCAGAGUGUAUCGGGUCUCCUAUUAACCAGCGUGUCGUACCUUGUACAAAUCCAAUUUGUGGGAGACGAGUAUGUACAUGGAGUGCUUGGGGCGUCACACAACGAGGUGCUUGCUCAGUGACAUGCGGCACAGGAUCACGAACAGUUACACAAACUAGAACUAAGAUAUACUCGAUUUCGAAUUUUGGGAAUCCAGAGUGUAUCGGGUCUCCUAUUAAUCAGCGUGUCGUACCUUGUACAAAUCAAAUUUGUGACAGACGAGUAUGUAGAUGGAGCGCCUGGACCGUUACGCAACGAGGCGCUUGCUCAGUGACAUGCGGCACAGGCACACGAACAGAAACACUAACUAGGACUAAGAUAUUCUCAAUUUCGAAUUUUGGGAAUCCACAGUGUGUUGGGUCUCCUAUCAACCAGCGUGUCGUGUCAUGUAUAAACCAACGGAAUCCCGUUUGUCCCCCUCCCCAGAGACGAGUUUGUACAUGGAGUGCAUGGAGUGUCACACAUCAAGGCGCAUGCUCAGUCACGUGUGGCACAGGAUCACGAACAGAAACACAAACAAGAUCUAAGAUAUACUCGUUUUCCAAUUUCGGGAAUCCAGAAUGUCUCGGGUCUGCUGCAACAGCGUAUUGUAGCUUGUACAAAACCAAUUUGUCAAACAAUAGCGUGUCGCUGGGGUGCUUGGGGACCCUGGGUCUACGGGACGUGUGUAAGAAAUGCAUUACCCCCGACUCUAACAUGCCUUGCACCUGGAACGACACCUUGCCAACGAACCCGUCAGUGUGUCUGCUUUGGCAAACGAACUACUGGUAUUAUACAACAAAACUGCAUCGGAACUCCGAUAGAGCGUAAAACAGGGCCAUGCUGUGUAAGUCUACCCCCACCCACUCCUACACUACCAACCACACCCCCUCCUGGAUGUCCCGCCCAAACCGUGUGAAACCUGGAGUGAUUGGUCAGAAGUGCCGGGUCAUUGUGAUCCCCCUCCUAAUUGCACCCCGCUACUUAUUGGUAAACGUGAUGUGCGAGACGCUCAUCCAUUCGAUAAACGUAUCGCAGUGUGUGUCAUCACUAAAUGGACAUGCAAAUUAAAAAGAGAAUGUACCCCAUGCCCAGGAGCAACUACUUGUACAGGAGAUAAAGAAAAAAUUGAAACUCGACUGUGUUGCAAGAAAGAAUAAACCACAACUUAGCCCUGCCACCACUGAUAUAGCAAACUCUGGGCAAUGGUGAAGUUAGGAGCCUAACAAAACCAACGAGAGAUUUAACACAUUGCAUCUUACUGGAACAUAUUCGGCUAGAUAUAUUAAAUAAAAAU